Messenger RNA from Toxoplasma gondii ME49, 2221 nucleotides. RefSeq lists its product as hypothetical. The transcript has 17 exons. NCBI's taxonomy places the organism in Eukaryota, Apicomplexa, Conoidasida, Eucoccidiorida, Sarcocystidae. The record is from RefSeq and is a predicted model, not a curated record. Bases 8 to 1897 code for a protein of 629 amino acids.
AGAGGAAAUGCCUACUGUCGAUGGAAUGGAGAAAUCCGCGUUUAUCAGCACGUUUUUGGCACGAAUGGCUGUAGAGCGGGAACCGCCCGUAGAUAUCGCCGCUCGCAUUGAGGUGGAGGAUAAGGCUUUUUCUGGUCUGGUUACGGUUGGCCAGUUCUCUAUCGUUGUGAAAAGCGACAAGGAUUCACAAGAGCAUUUCGAGGUUCCUCUGUAUUGCUUGAAGACAGUGUCAUACGAGGACUCGCGUGCAAGCCUGCAACUCAUGCUGGCGCCUGAGGACUGCAAAGACUUCAGUGUCGACGCAGUGGAAACUGUCACACUAGAUAUGGAGUUUCUUGACCAAUCGAGACUUGCUCAGUUCUCGGAGGCUCUAGGAAGAGUCGUGAACUCUGAGUGCAUGGAGGGCCCCGAGCAGGAUUUGCUUGACGCGCUGGCGAGCCCGAAUGAGGACUACAUAUCUGCUGAUGCCGGUGAUGGCAGUGAACCGAGCAGCCAAUCGAAUUCCCAGCCGCGGAAACUGCGAAAAACGUGUGACUUUGCUUCGACAAAAGAUUUAGAAGAACUAGUAUUUUCCGCGGGCCUAUCGGCAAACAAGGUCUCCGCUCAUGACGUACCUACAAGCAGCAUGGCGGGUAGUAUCACUUCCAUACAAAGCCCGAUUUCUCAGCCGAUUGACACAGAACAGGAUACGCAUCAAGCGAAGUCUCGUCGUCGUCGCGUAGAGUUCGCGUCAACGAAAGACUUGGAGGCUGCAGGCGAAAUUGUGACGUGGUCAUUCUCUCAUUCGGACCGUCACGAUGCACCGGGCAGUUCGGAUGUUCACGUUGAUCCUGGGACUGACGCAGAAAAUGGUCAGGCCGCACUUCAAGCAAGCCAAGCCACCCAGAAAGCUACUGCCCAACACACGCCAUCCCGACAGACACAAGAAGCUCAGACUCUGCUGUCUCCACACGAAACAUCAUGCGGAAGCAAAGAUGGUGUUGGGGUCGGCAGUAGUCACAUCCAGGCGUCGGCUGCCAGCAUCGGUCUCGGGGCUGAGUACAAAGGAGAAGCAUGCUGCACCGCCGAGGACGCAAGACGUUUGAAUCACCCAGAAUCUCAUUCGAAGCUUACUGCGGUCAACUCAUCCAUAUCUCAGCACACGCUUCUGAGUGCCGUUUCACCGGUGACAACGACACGACGCGAUCGCGCGCACACCUCUUGCGGACAAGAACGACGAGGUGGUGCAAAAGUAAUAUUCCCUCCCGCCGACACGAAGGCACCUGUUGCGAUGUUCGCGGAAUCACCUGGAGCUCACCAGUUGCCGCAGGGGCUGCAUGGCUGUCGGUCGUUUCCUUCACCUUUUGUGGAUAUCAUGCCGAGAAAGAAAAGAACGUACACCCAAGGCCACUGCCCCCACUCUAAACAGCUGCACGAAACAUCUCCGCCAAAAGAGUCCUUCAGUAGCUAUGGCAAUCUUAAUCCUGCUCAGCCUGAGGACGAUCGGGAGAGCGUUGUCCGUAUGUUGGUGAGGGCAACCGAGUCUAUAGAAAAUGGGAAACAUAAACUUUUAAAUCUAGUACACUCCGAAUUCAAAAAUGCCGAAUCCGAGAUUCAACAGAAGUUUCUGCGGCUCAUCGAGUGCCAGAAGGCCAGUUUUGAUAAGCUUGCCAUCAACGUUGAGACAGAGAAGAGGAACAUUCUGAAGAGAAUGCAGGUUCUGCCAGACCGUGUCCCCGAAUUCAAUCUGGAGUUCAAACACCCAGCAUUUCGUGCUGUGCUGGCCGAAAAAGAGGCUGGUACCGAUGAGGCUGCCGGGAUCUCCGUACAGGAUAUGAUCAGAGCAUUUAAGGAGGAAACCCAUGAUAAGCUCCGUGGGAUUCAAAAGCGAGUGUUAGGCACACGAGACGCUGACUAGAGCGCCACGCUGAGCUUGUGCAUGUACCGAAGGUAGAGUGUGCGUAUCUGUAAAAUACUCGCCGACAAAGCAUGCUGUACGCUGCGACGCCGUAGUCGGAAACUCGUUCGUUGCCAUAGUCCUACUCUGUGUGCUCCUCCGGCCUACGCUUUGACUGAAGUAUUCACUACUGGUUAAGUACCUUUGUGUUCAUCUAUGCACUAACAAACCUGAGGCAGUUCAGCAGUCAGGGGUACUCGUCUGUACCACAAUCCGGGCACUGCCUGUUGCACAUCGGUUUGAGGUCAACGGUGGCCGCCAGACGUGCUGAGCAUGUCACUGCUA